AUGUCUCGAAAAUCUCUUCGUUCCUCUGUAAAGGAAAAUGCUACAUCACGGAGAAUGUCGUGUUGCUGUAGCACUUUAAAGCUAAUUAUUUUUACAUUUAUGGUUUCAUGGGAAUAUUUUGACUUCUUCGACUUCGUUAAAAUAAGGUUCCGGCCUGAACAUUUCCUCUUCGUAUUGAAUUUUCAUUUUCAGAGCACUGCAACCACUAGAGGUAGGGGUCGAAAACGUAAAGUUACAGAAGAAGAUGUAUGUGAAACACCGGCUAAAACCCCCCGAACUCCUGGAAGACCACGUGCCCACUUGACCAAGGUGAAGCUGUCAUAUACAAACUACGUGUCUUCGAAAGUUGGACAUCGGGUGCUUUCCUGUGGUGAGGGAGAACAGCUUGGGCAUCCUGGCCGUAGUACGACAAAGAAACCACGAAAAGUGGACAUUGUUGAGGACGAAGGACUGAAAAUUGUCCAAGUGGUGGCCGGUGGUGUUCAUUCGGCCCUGUUAACCCUCGAUGGUGAAGUGUACAUGUGCGGAAUCAACGAACAAGGAACGGUUCCUGCUAUCGGAGUAACAGACAAAUUCACAAAAAUUGUGAUGUUAGCAGCAGGUGCAAGUUUUACGGCUGCGCUCACUGAUAAGGGUUCGGUUAUUGCAUGGGGAAACCUGAGAGAUACAAGCGGUGAGAUCAACGUGCAUCCACUGUUGGCCAAGAUGAAAGACCACCCUGUUGUCUUGAUCCAUUACAAGAAGCGAGUUAUCGUGAAGAUUGCAGCUGGAGAAAAUCAUCUUGUCAUGUUAGAAGAGGAUGGUAAAGUAUUAACAUUCGGAGAUGGAAAAAUGGGUCAGUUAGGUAGAAGCAAGAGAGCUGGGUCAAUAAGACCGCUUGUGUUAUAUUUAGCAUCUGCGGAAGAUAAACGUGAGCUCCGUAUUUUCACACCCAGUGUCGCAAAUGCAUAUUUGGGCCGAACAUGGACUCAUAUCGAUGGAGUCCAACAUAUAAUAGCUCUUGAUGCGAAUGGGGAGGUAUAUGGCAUUGGAAAAAACACUGACAAUGCUCUCGGUCUUGGAACAUGGACUGGAAAUGACGAUUCUGAGCAUUGGAAGUAUUCGACCCUGGAACGAGUGCAAUUCCCGCCUGAAGCAGGCAAAAUUGCGGGCACUACAGCCAAAUUAGGUUGCUCAAUAGCAUGGACUGAGGAUGGCGAUGCCUAUGCCUGGGGAUGUGACACUAGUGGACAGCUGGGCCUCGGAUUGAAGGAGGACGAUGAUAGGGUCGUACCAAAACCACAAAAAAUUACGUCUGCACAUCUGGAAGGAUACAAAAUCAUAUCAGCGUCGAUUUCUGACAACCACUCUUUAUUUUUGGCUGCGAAGAAAUGA
Messenger RNA from Angiostrongylus costaricensis, 1374 nucleotides. Lineage: Eukaryota; Metazoa; Nematoda; Chromadorea; Rhabditida; Metastrongylidae. The record is from the annotation of a GenBank genome assembly.